AUGAAUGGUAACACUAUCCAUCCAGCCAACACCACAACAGCAGGAGGAUGUCCAGGUGUGGCAGCGCCCCCAAGAGGCUGGAGGGAAUUCUGUGAGCUGCACGCCAUCGCCACAGCCCGGCAGCUGGCCGGACACUACUGGAGCUUUGCCAGAGAGCGGCCACAACAUGACGUGCUCCCACCGGAGACCUUCUCCAAGCAGUUCACCGAACUCUUCCAGCAGCACUUUUGCUGCGAGGUCAACAACGAUGGCACUCCGCUCAGCCAGAACACAUGCUCCACCGCUACGGGUAGUGCGUCCUCCACCACUUCAGUGGCCCCUCCCCCUCCAUCACAGGCUGUGAUUGGUCGAUUGCGGAUCACAUCUUUGUCCGGGGUGCAGGACUAUCGGGAAGCAGGCCGCCCAAGUGGGGGAGCUGCUCUGUUUACUGUGGUGUCACCAAAAGUGGAGCCGGUGGUACUGAGUCGGGAGCAGGAGCAGCCGCUGGGAUGUGCCGCAGGAAACCCGGUGGUGCUCAGAAGGUCAACUCGUAGCAUCGGCAGCGGGUCGCUGCUGAUUCGUAGCCGUAGCAACGAGGAGAUCUCUGUCACGGAUCGUCGUCAGGUAUCUGAACUGUACUCCUCUGACUCCUCAACCUCCAACUCCGCACACGCUGAGGUCACACAUUUCUCCGUCAGCCAAAUUCGGCAGACAGUAAGACGGCUUCUCAAGAAACGGCCCAGCCCCCCAUCAUCCCAGGACCUGUAUCCUAGCAACCCCACAAACAACAACAACAAUCCCCAAAAUAAUGGCAACAGAGUGGGUGCAGUUUCCUCCACCAAUGAGGGAGUGUCAUCCUCCUCCUCUUCCUCCUGUCUGAACUCUGAAGCCACUCCCACAGCCUCUUCACACAUGUCUGUGGCUGGAGUAGCCUCUCACUUCCUGGGUCGUUUGCGUAGGUUACGCAGCGGAAGCAUGAGGCAGAGGAGGUCAGAGGUGAGCGGCUGCUGUAAAGAAGGGGUACUGAGGUACUUGCUGGUUGAUGACACUAUCUCAGACACUCAGCCCCGCUGGCAACGCUGCAACCUGCUGGUCAGGAGGAUCAGGGAUGCUCAAGUUGGAGGAGGAGAAAGAGGAGGAGGAGGAGGAGGAGGAGGAGGAAGGGAGAGGUACCAGUUGGAGCUCUAUGAUCCUCCAAAGGCUUCCAGUCCCAAGCUCACAACUCCCUGCUCAGACAUUCAAGAAGUCCGUCGUUGCAACCGGCUGGAGAUGCCUGACAACUUAAACACAUUUGUUUUAAAGGUUAAUCGAGGUAGUCUGAUAUUUGAGACGGACAACGACCAGCAGGUCAGCUCGUGGACCACAGAGCUAAAAGAAUGUAUCAGCAACAGGUCAGGCAGCGUGGAUCUGGAGCCUCUCCUCUGCCCAGCUGACAACUCGUCUCCAGUCAAUCAAAGAGGGAGCUCGGAGUUAGGAAGUCAAAGCCCCAUCACGUUUGCCCUGCCCGAGCAGGUUGUCCAGAAGGCUGAUCACUUCCUGUUCUCCUACCCCUGGUUCCACGGGCCCAUCUCCCGCGUCAAGGCCGCCUAUCUGGUUCAGAGCUCUGGACCGGAGGGACAUGGAGUGUUUCUGGUUCGACAGAGUGAGACACGAAGAGGAGACUACGUCCUCACGUUUAACUACCAGGGAAAAGCAAAGCACUUACGCCUCUCGCUAACAGAAUGGGGUCAGUGCAGGGUACAGCACCUGCGCUUCCCCUCUGUUAUGGACAUGCUCGGUCACUUCCGCCUCUUCCCCAUCCCGCUAGAGUGUGGAGCCGCUGGUGCCGUCACUCUCUCCAGCUUCGUAGUGGCGGGCUCCAGCCCUCCAUCACAGGGUCAGCUGUCUGGCGCUCUUCUCGUCCCUUUCUCCCUCCAUCGGUGGAGCUCUGAGCCCAGCUUGGCUCACUGCAGUUUGGCUCGCAGCGUCCCCCAGCCCCGCUCCUCUUGCUCCAGCAGCACCAGCACCACUUCCAGCCCCGGCUCUGUUCCCCAGCCGGGAAACCGCCCGCUCACACGCACCAACCCCGUCCCUGACCCUCCUCCGUCAGCCCCUGCUCCCCUUCGUCGGAGUGAAUCGGUGGGGAGGAGACCCCUGCUUCGCCAUCCCAACCCCCACAUCCCUCAGCGGGACUCUGACUAUGAGCUGGAACCUGACCGCGGUCGCAAGCGAGCGAUAGACAACCAGUACAUGUUGCUCUGACCCGCUGAGUUCAAAAGACCUCCAUCACCUCUGACAGACGGCCGUCACCUGUGAAGCAGACAUGUUCACGCACACAUCAGACAGACACAUUGUGAUACAUACCCCCCCCCCCCCCAGCUUCACGUGCAGUGUGUGAGAUUCUCAGAGUGUGCAUGAUGCUUGCGGGAUUAUAGCAGACUUAUGAACUUCAACGAACAAGUCUUUGUCUGAUGACAAAACACACACUCACUCACUAUGUCGGUGUUGGCCGUGUGUUUACCAGUGUCAGACCCUCACAACCUCCACCCCGAGUGUCCACAGUGAAUGUAUUUUUGGGAGUUUUAUAACAGUAUUGAGUAUGAUGAUUAUUCUCGUUUUAUAGAUGUUGAGGUGUUGUGUGAGAGAGGAAAGGCCACAUGUGUAGCUGUCCUCGAGCCCGGGCAAAAAAUAGUUUUUAAAUGUUUCUAGGUUCGCUUGAUUCAACUUGAUGGGAAGGCACUUCCUGCAAAAUAGGUUAAAUCAAGUGCUCCUUUAAAAUAUCUAAAAGACAUUUACUCUUCACCCACAGACGUUUGUGUGGAGUAAACCUUUUUAUACAAACACACAAAUGAGAAAGCACUCUUAUUGUCUAAACUCUUUAUUAGAUAUUCCUCCUGUUGCGCAUUAUUAUAUAUUUAAGUGCACAAUGCUUUCAGUGCACUUUGGAAACAAUGUGUAUUUUUUCUAUACACAGAUUCUUUUGUAGAAAAAUAAAUAAAUAAUAAAAGUAAAAAGGGCAAAACGUGGUUAAAUUCAGCUGGGAAGCUGUUACUAGAAAAUGAUCUGCUUCCACCACUCCAAAUGUGGAUGUGUUAGUUUUUUGCAUGUGAGAUGAUUGAAAGUGUAGUCCAUCAGCGUGAUUGUGUUGAUCUCAGUCUGGUACAAAACUCACAUACACACUGCUAGGUUUUUUUUCCGAAAUCAGCAUCAAGUAUAUUUGUAGUGUCACUUGCAUGUUACAUUUCAGGCACUAAAGGCAUUAUGUUCACAUAAUCACAUGGUCUCACAGAACUAAGUCCUGCCACAAAAAUCCAAGAACUUUUGAUGAUAAACCAUAAAUAAACCGUGAGGAGGGAGACGAGUUCAUCUUCUCUGUACAGCAUUUUUACUUCAUCUUUGCCCUGAUGGCAACAGCAUGUGGCCAAAAUGUAAUUUGUGCCACAAUACACUUUCUAAGUGUAUACACACAUUAUUGAUGUCACAUUGAUUAAACUCUGGUAAUGUCACUCCAUUGGAUUGAUUUGUGGCAUAUAAAGUAUCUGUGUCACCAAAAUGUGAAAUGCUCAGGUUCUGAAAUAAAUGGUCCGAUCGAGCUAGGUGGGAAUACACCCCGAGUCAGAUAUUCGACACAGCUGAUAUGACGCUCAAAGCGCUGGAAACUUGAAUCCAGGUUUAUCAAGUUUGAUAGUCUCACGUUAAAGUAGAUGUCAUAUGAUGCAACUCCUGCGAGACAGAGUGACACUCAAGUCACACAAGUACUUUUGUAGAUAUAAACAUUUAUUUUCUAACUUCUUUAGGCAAAGCUUAGAAGAUUUUUGGAGUUAGCGUCAUGUGUCCAACUCUACUUUUUACACUCAUAGCAUUAAACAUUUUUUUGGGGUAUUUUAUGUACAAGUUCACAACAGCAGCCAGUAGAAAAACAAAGGUGGAUGAAAAAUAAUAUGUAUAUUUUAUUUAACUUGUCAAGAGCUGACAUACUUAUUAGGAGGUUAUAUAAAGGAAUGCAUCGAAAAAUGAAGCCUUUUACCAAAGCAAGCAAUUAGUUUUUAUUUUUAUCUUGCGACCAGUUUGUUCGGGGUGUUUUAAUCUUCUCCACCUGAGAAGAGCUGAUUUGUAAUCCAAAGUGUUACAUCCCCUCUAGAGACUAACCUGUCGCCGCAAUGGAUUUGUGUCAGUUACGUUCGUACUUGUUAACCAUGUCUCUCCUCACAGAAAAUCUGAUAAACAGUGACCACCAAAAAUCAUUAGUUUUGAUGCACACCAAAGAUGACUUUUUCUGGAAUUUUGUUUCAAUAACUGAAGCUUGACUCCCAUUAGCGGCGGGAUGCCUUUGGGAAAUCGUGUGCUGGGACUUGUCUGUCUUCUAACCUUGCACUACAAGAACUUUAGCAGUUGAUUACGUUUUACAAGUAAACCUAUGCUGAUUUUAUGGUCUAGACCCGAGUCUCUCUGUUCUAUUUCUCAUUGUAAUUCCCUGGGGGGGGGUUUGGUAAGAGAAAGCCAUGAAUGUCACUUGAUUUCCUCAUGAACAUAACCACAGUAAGUCAGCUGUGAUUAGUUCUCUUCUUAAGCAAUAAGUCAGCUUUGUCUACCAAAGGAACAUUUUACAAUGGUUGUGUAGUUCUCUUAAAUGUAUCAUCAUGUUCAAGACUGACAUCUUCAAAGUGUGUAUAAGGGGAACAAAAACAAGGAUGUUUUUGGCAAAAGUACGGUUGGUCUACCUGCCUUUUAUGCGCCCGAGUCUAAACAAAUCCCUCAUCACUUCUGUUUUAUUUUCUGCUAAAGAAAAAGCAACGGUAACCAUAACUAUUUAGAGUAUCAGUUCCCUCUCUUUGCUGAUAUAUUUUUUUUUUUUUUAGGGAGAAUGACUUUGCCUUUGCCAGAAAGCUGCUGUUGCUUUUCCCCUUUUUGAAAGCUCAGGGCAUAUCUGAGAGCUAGCCAGUGCUUCACACCGUUUUAUGUGUGAAAGAAGCCACAGAGGCUUCUAGAUGGAUGAAUUAGGUGAGUGAGAAUUUAAUGUUUGCACCUGCUCAUAGACUUAAGAAGUAUAUUUGAUAAAUCCCAAAGUUCCCAGAAAAGAAAUGCUAUAUUUAAAACCAGGGCUACCACAUUUUCCUAGAGUUUUUUUUUUUUUUUUUUUUUUAAUGGCUUUUCAUUUUGUGUCAUGGUUCACUCCAAUUUGCUGCAAGAAUCGAGUUAACACUUCUGGAAAAUC
Messenger RNA from Etheostoma cragini (Arkansas darter), 5173 nucleotides. It is a transcript of the gene sh2b3, whose product is annotated as SH2B adaptor protein 3. The transcript has 7 exons. Lineage: Eukaryota; Metazoa; Chordata; Actinopteri; Perciformes; Percidae. Bases 1 to 2220 code for a protein of 739 amino acids. Gene Ontology annotation, cellular component: plasma membrane. The record is from RefSeq and is a predicted model, not a curated record. Gene Ontology annotation, molecular function: transmembrane receptor protein tyrosine kinase adaptor activity. Gene Ontology annotation, biological process: intracellular signal transduction.